Molecule: messenger RNA, 2249 nt
Organism: Nicotiana tabacum (common tobacco)
Lineage: Eukaryota; Viridiplantae; Streptophyta; Magnoliopsida; Solanales; Solanaceae
Biological process (GO): transcription initiation at RNA polymerase II promoter
Cellular component (GO): transcription factor TFIIE complex
Source: RefSeq, a predicted model, not a curated record
AAUAUUUGGGGCUUGAGCUAUUCUUUUAUAAAUAAAUACCAACUCAAACCCCACAAAAGAGAACACAACAAUCAACAAGCAUUCCACCUCCUUAUGGAUCUCCUUCGGACUAAUAUCAGAAAUCACUACAGAACAGAACGGUGACAGCGAAUCUUGGUGAUAAUUUAGGGAUUCAGAAUCGUUUUUUUUCACGUCUCACUGUAUGAACUUUCGGAUUUAAUUCAUUCAAAUGAGUAUUGAACCCUUUAAUCGAUUGGUCAAACUUGCGGCUAGAGCUUUCUACGAUGACAUUACGACUAAAGGCGACAAUCAGCCCAAAUCCGGCAGAAGUGACAAUCGAGGAAUUGCGGUGGUCAUUCUAGACGCACUCACAAGGCGGCAAUGGGUGAGGGAAGAAGACUUGGCAAAGGAUUUGAAGUUGCACACAAAGCAACUCCGGCGCACCUUGCGUUUCUUUGAAGAAGAAAAGCUCAUCACGCGAGAUCAUAGGAAAGAGGGAGCAAAAGGUGCAAAAGUAUACAAUGCUGCAGUUGCAGCUACAGUUGAUGUCCUGCAGAAUGGGAAAGAAGGAGAUGACAAAAUAAAGAUGCAUACUCAUUCUUAUUGCUGCCUGGACUAUUCUCAGAUAUUUGAUGUCGUGAGGUACAGACUACACCGAAUGAAGAAAAAGUUAAGAGAUGAGCUGGAUAACAAAAACACAGUGCAGGAGUAUAUAUGUCCCAAUUGUGGGAAAAGAUAUACCGCGUUGGAUGCAUUGCGGUUGGUGUCUCCUGAGGAUGAGUACUUCCACUGCGAAAGUUGCAACGGGGAACUAGUGGCAGAGAGCGACAAGUUAUCCUCUCAAGGGACUGUAGAUGGGGAUGAUAAGGAUAGGAGACGGCGUCGUGAAAAAUUGGAAGACAUGCUUCAUAGGAUGGAGGCACAACUCAAACCGUUGAUGGAUCAACUUAACAGAGUAAAAGAUUUACCUGCUCCCGAGUUUGGAAGCCUUCAAGCGUGGGAAGUGCGAGCCAAUGCUGUGGCCCGAGGUGCAAAUGGAGAUAAUGCAAAUGACCCUUCAAAGUCAGGACAAGGAUUUGGUGGAACACCUAUGCCUUUUGUUGGAGAGACAAAGGUUGAAGUUGCUUUCUCUGGUCUUGAAGAAAAAGGAGAUAUCAAAUCUGAGAUUUCAGCUACACCAAUGAAAGUUUUGCCUCCAUGGAUGAUAAAGGAGGGAAUGAAUCUUACAAAGGAGCAGCGUGGAGAGGUCAAGCAAGAGUCCAAUAUGGAGGGUAGUUCUGCUGCAGCGGGGUCAUCUGACGACAAGAAGUCCAUAGAAACUGAGGACGUGAAAAAUAUAAAGGAUGAAUAUGUUAAGGCAUAUUAUGAGGCUCUAUUCAAGCGACAGAGAGAGCAAGAAGAAGCUACCAAAAGUUUACAGGAACCAUCAACUACAGAUGGAGUGGAUAACACCUCUACUGAGCGCCACGUCGGCAUGAAAUCUAAACGUGAAGAGGAGGAUGAAGGAGAGGAUAUUGAAUGGGAGGAGGCCCCACCUGCAGAUUCUUCUUCCUCCCCCCCCUCUUCCCCAGAGAGAGGGGAAGAUGACAUAGAUAUGUUUCAGGUGAUAAUACAACUGGAAAUUUCAAGGUUGACUUGAAUGUGCUAGCAGAUGCUUCAGGAGAUGACAACGAUGAGGAAGAUGACAUAGACUGGGAGGAAGGUUGAUGAUCAAAGUAAUCCUUAAGCCAUGGAUUACUUCAGGAGUCUAGCCAUGAUGUUACCCAUGCUAUGGCUGGAGAAGAAAAGGGGCAAAGCGGACGGUGCAACUGUGACAGAAUGAUUAAGCUAUGUGAGUGCGACAAAAUUAGAGAAGAAAACUAUUUAAGGCAAAAUGGUUGAAGCCGGCAUAUGGGUUUCGUCAAUGGAUGCUCUAUCUGGUUUCAUCUUUCUCGAGUUAUUAUUCUUCAUGAAAGCAAUUUUAGGUGUCGUUUUGUUGGUUACAUAAACUUGCAGCAAGUGGGUGUGGGUCUUUUUGUCGAAAUGGAAUGGCAAUUGCUUUGGAUGACGGAAAUAAAAGAUUGUUGAAGGAUCAAUGUAAUACUAACUUUAGGUACACGAUCUUCUCGUGAACACUGUAUUUUAUAUCUACCUUGUUUCCAUUUUCCUCGGCAAUGGUUUUAGGGGUAGCGGAUUUGUUCGCUGUAUCAUACAUCAAAGUUAACUAUUGGGAGCCAGAGAAAUUAUAGUAAGAAAACAGUACGCGGACA